This is a messenger RNA of Aedes albopictus (Asian tiger mosquito), 2288 nucleotides long. RefSeq lists its product as uncharacterized. Bases 647 to 1789 code for a protein of 380 amino acids. NCBI's taxonomy places the organism in Eukaryota, Metazoa, Arthropoda, Insecta, Diptera, Culicidae. The record is from RefSeq and is a predicted model, not a curated record. The transcript is spliced from 2 exons.
AGUGCGCAGUCCAGUGGUGAACUAAAUGCGCAGGUCCGGAUUAAGGAUUGUGGGGCCCGGGGCCAAAGCGGAUGUGGAGGCCCCUCGGAGGUACAAAUACCAUGAGCAAAUAAGCUUUUCUUUGUUUUUGUUAAUGUUUAGCAAGCAAAAAGGUUUUUGUGUGGGACCCUAAAAUGUGCCCCCCCCCCUUAGAUCCGGCCCUGUAAAUGCGCAAUAUUUGGAGUCUCUCAAAUAAUGCAGCUGGAUGAAGUAGGGCAGAUCACCGGAGAUGUUUUAAGACUUGACAGUAGGGCCGGAUCGCUGAUGUAGAUGGGUGGUCUCUGUUACCUGUGAGAAUAGCUGAAUCCCCCUUCGAACGGCUGGAUGUAGUGAGAGGCAGAUCAUCGGCGACGUACACGGACUUCGGGCUGGCAAUCGCACCAGAUUUGCAGUGUAGCUGGUACUAGAAAAAAUGUUUUUUAAUGGGCGCAGUAUCGCUGGCUAUGGUAGUCCGAAGCACCUUCUUCCCCCUGAAGAUCAUCUGACCACCAAACAGAAAACCAAAUCGACCACGUUCUAAUCGACGGUAAAUUCUUCUCGGAUAUAACCAAUGUCCGCAGAUACCGCAGUGCGAAUAUAGAUUCGGAUCACCUUAGUCGCUGUAUGCAUGCGCUCAAAACUUUCGACAGUUAUCACCACGUGUCGAAGUCGAACGCCGCGGCUCAACAUCGAACAGCUGCGUAACGUAGAAGUGGCACAAGACUACGCGCAGCAGUUAGCAGUGGCCCUACCAACGGAAGAGCAGCUUGGCGCAGCUACACUUGAAGAUGGCUGGAGGGACAUCCGAUCCGCCAUAGGUAGUACCUCGGCUACAGCACUAGGCUUCGCGACUCCGAAUCACAGAAACGACUGGUACGACGGCGAAUGUGAACAGUUGAAAAACGAGAAGAAUGCAGCAUGGGCGAGAAUGCUGCAACACCGUACGAGAGCGAAUGAGGCACGUUACAAACAGGCGCGGAACAGGCAGAACUCAGUCUUCCGGAUGAAGAAGCGCCAGCAGGAAGAACGAGAUCGCGAAGCGAUGGAAGAGCUGUGCCGUGAUAAGGACACACGAAAGUUCUACGAGAAGCUGAACCGCUCGCGCAGAGGCUUUGUGCCACAAGCCGACAUGUGCCGAGAUAAUCACGGGAAUAUUCUCACGAGCGAGCGUGAGGUGGUCGAGAGGUGGCGGCAGCAUUACGAUGAGCACCUCAACGGCGACGUUGCAAGUACCGAAGGUGGCGUGGUAACAGAUCUAGGAGUAUGUGCACAGGACGAAAGACUUCCGGCCCCUGACCUCCAAGAGAUUGAGGAGAAGGUAGGCCGGUUGAAAAACAACAAAGCCGCUGGAGCAGAUCAACUACCAAGCGAGCUUCUAAAAUACGGUGGAGAAGCACUGGUGAGAGCACUACACUGGGUCAUUACCAAGAUUUGGGAGGAGGAAGUAUUACCGGAGGAAUGGAUGGAAGGUAUCGUGUGUCCCAUCUACAAAAAGGGCGACAAGUUGGAUUGCGGGAACUACCGCGCGAUCACACUACUGAGCGCUGCCUACAAACUACUCUCUCAAAUUUUAUGCCGCCGUCUAUCACCGAUUGCAAGAGAGUUCGUGGAGCAAUAUCAGGCUGAAUUCAUGAGUGAACGCGCUACAACGGACCAGAUGUUCGCCAUCCGCCAGGUUUUGCAGAAAUGCCGCAAAUACAACGUGCCCACACAUCACUUGUUCAUCGAUUUCAAAUCGGCGUAUGAUACAAUCGAUCGAGAUCAGCUAUGACAGAUUAUGCACGAAUACGGAUUCCCGGAUAAACUGAUACAAUUGAUCAAUGCGACGAUGGAUCGAAUGAUGUGCGUAGUUCGAGUAUCAGGGACACUCUCGAGUCCCUUCGAAUCUCGCAGAGGGUUACGGCAAGGUGAUGGUCUUUCGUGCUUGCUGUUCAACAUUGCUUUAAAGGGUGUAAUUAGGAGAGCGGGGAUAAACACGAGUGGAACGAUUUUCACGAAGUCCGUUCAGCUGCAUGAAUCGGAUUAGUCAUUAAUGUGUCGAAGACAAAGUAUAUGAUGGCAAAGGGCUCCAUGGAGGAAUCACCGCGCCCGCCACCCCGAAUUUAUAUCGACGGUGAUGAAAUCGAGGCGGUUGAAGAAUUCGUGUACUUGGGCUCACUGGUGACCACCGAAAACGACACCAGCAGAGAAAUCCAGAGGCGCAUUGUGGCAGGAAAUCGUUCUUACUUUGGACUCCGCAGAACUCUACGAUCGAAUAAAGUUCGCCGUAA